UGCUAUCUGCCUCUCAAACAAGAAAAUUUAUGUUGUAAAAAGAAGCAUUCAGACAGCUGCUGUGGAGGGGAACACUGUUAAUGUUUGAUGCUAACAUAAUACAAAAUGGGUCGGAACCUGUUAAUGAGUAGCCUUGAGAAUGCAUCUUUCAAUAUUUUAUUUCAAAUUUUAUUUCGAUGUGUCACCUUUAUUAUCAAUGCAUGGGUGAUAAGAAAUGUUGGACAUGAAGUCCUCGGUAUUAUGAAUGUAAGACUACUGCUUUUAGAAAGCACUAUUUUAUUUUUAAGCCGGGAACCAUUUAAUCGAGCUUGUUUAGGCCAAAAAGAUCAGUGUAGUUGGAGUCAUAUUAUCAAUCAAAUUUGGUUGUCAGUGCCUCUUAGUUGUGUAUUGUCUAUAAUAUUUGUAUAUGUUUGGCUUAAUUGGUUACCUCUGGGGCACCCUGAACAUGCUGCACAGUACACAUUUGGGUGUUGGAGUGUAGCACUCUCCUGUGUGUUAGAAUUAUGUUGUGCUAAUAUGAUGCUAGUAGCUCAAAUGUAUUGUUUUAUUAAAUUAAAAGUGGGCUUGGACACAUUGCAUAUUUUUGUGAGAAGUACAUUGUUUGUAUCCAUAAUUGUGUAUGAUAGAUCUCAGGCACUUAUAGCUUUCUCAGUAGCACAAGUUAUAAGCAUAGGCACAAUUGCUUUAACAUACUAUCUCUUUUUUUACUGGUAUAUAAAGUAUAAACCUUUGUAUGCAAAGGGGGCUCUAAAGAGUAAAAUAAUUCCUGAUAUGGUAUUACACAAACUAUACAAUAAUAUGGAUGAUUUUCAAUUUACAUCUUUUAGAGAUUUUUUUCCAAAACAUUUAGGAUCACUGUAUGCUUCAUUUGAUAAAAAACUAAAUACACUAACAUUAAGUUUUGCUAAACAAGGCAUAGUGAAACAAGUGUUGACUGAAGGGGAGAAGUAUGUAAUGUCCACAAGUCCAGUAAUGAGUUUUACAGAACAAGCAACUUAUGAUGUGGUGAAUAAUCUUGGUAGUUUAGCUGCUAGAUUUGUGUUUCGGCCAAUUGAAGACAGUAGUUAUUUUUACUUCACGCAUAUGGUGAGUCGGGAUUUACCACUGCAGAAGCAAGACCAGAGUAAAAUACAGGAAUCCUGUACAGUUUUGUCACAAGUAUGUAAAACAGUUAGCUCAAUUGGCUUAAUAAUUCUAGUGUUUGGACAAAGUUAUGCACGCACCUUGUUGAUGUUGUAUGGUGGCGAGGCGUUUGUAGUUAGCAGUCUUCCUGUACAGUUACUUAGAAGUCAUUGCUUAGCGGUAGUUCUCAUAGCUAUAAACGGUGUUACUGAAUGUUAUGUAUUUGCUACAAUGACUAGUGCUCAGUUAAAUAGUUACAAUUUCUUGAUGGUAUUUUUUUCUAUAACUUUUCUGGUACUAUCUUAUGUUCUCACAUAUGUGUUUGGACCAGUAGGGUUUAUAAUAUCUAACUGCAUUAAUAUGUUUGCAAGAAUUUUGCACAGUAUCCACUUUAUAAAUAACAAAUACAGGAAUACAGAAUACAAGCCUUUGGAUGGUUUGCGUGUUGGUAAAGUUUUCAUUUUGGUAUUGUGUGUAGCUGGGGUUGUGUGUAAAAUUUCUGAAAAUAAAUUGUACAAUGAUUCUGUAGUAUUUCAUAUUAUUAUUGGCAUGGUAAUGUUCUUUUUCGUAUUGCUAGCUUGGGGCUAUGAAAAUAAGGACCUUGUUAUAAAAAUGUACAGAAAAGUAUUUAGUAAAGAUGAUAAGGUUUCACUUGAUUAGCAUUCAAUUAUUGUUAAGUGUAUGUAAUAUACUAAUUAUAUUCUAUAUAAUAUGAGUGUUAUCAUAAGAUAAUAAAAAUAUAGCUAUGUUACUUGAUAA
This is a messenger RNA of Manduca sexta (tobacco hornworm), 1881 nucleotides long. Its product is annotated as protein RFT1 homolog. Gene Ontology annotation, cellular component: endoplasmic reticulum membrane. Lineage: Eukaryota; Metazoa; Arthropoda; Insecta; Lepidoptera; Sphingidae. The transcript has a single exon. Gene Ontology annotation, biological process: glycolipid translocation; dolichol-linked oligosaccharide biosynthetic process. The record is from RefSeq and is a predicted model, not a curated record. The coding region runs from base 106 to 1782 and encodes 558 amino acids.